AUGACAUACCAGCAAAAGUUGAUAGCAGAUAAUCAGAAUCGCGAUUUGGCGGUGCGAAAUUUAGAGAGGCAGAUGGGACAGAUAGCUGGUGCACAAAAUACUAGACCACCCGGAGGACUUCCAAGUGAUACGGAUGUGAAUCCCAAGCCGUGCAAUGCUGUGACUCCUCGAAAUGGGAGAGAACUAGAGGAAGAGGCUCCAAAGAAAACCAGCCGAGUAGAAGCUGAAAAAGAGAAGAUUGCCAAGGAGAUGAUUGAAAAAGAGAGGGUAGUCGAGACACCAGUGGCAAAGCAGCCACAACCCGUGGUUGCAAAGCCACCACCUCCAUUCCCUCAACGUUUGGCAAGACAGAAAGAAGAGGCUACUUACAAGAAGUUUCUUGAUUUGCUUAAGCAGGUACAUGUGAACGUCCCGUUGUUUGAUAUGCUGCAGGAGUAUGCCACUGUUGCACUUACUGAGGAGUGCACUUCUCGUAUUCAAAAUAGGUUGCCCACUAAAUUGAAGGAUCUCGGAAGUUUCACGAUUGAGAUUUCUAUUAGGAAGCAGGUUGUUGCUCGAGCACUAUGUGAUCUAGGUGCAAGUAUACAUUUGAUGCCUUCAUCUAUCUUCAGGAAGCUAGGUUUGGGAGUGCCCAGACCAACCACUAUAGUUCUUCAGCUAGUAGACAAAUCGUUAGCAAGAUCCGAAGGCAUUAUUGAAGAUGUAUUAGUGCAGGUAGGGUCGUUGAUAAUUCCUGCAGACUUCAUGAUUUUGGACUUCGAGCCAAAUCUGGAAAUCCUAUUUAUUUUGGGGCGUCCAUUCUUGGCCACAGGGAGAUCACUUAUUGAUGUAGCUGCUGGGCAGCUCACUAUAAGAGUGCAUGACAAAGUUGAAGUCUUCAAUGCAUACAAAGUUCUGAAGAUGCCUGCAAUCUAUGAAGAGUUGUCAGCCAUUACUGUUUUGAAUGAUGAUACACGAAGGCCACUCAUCACUUCUCAUGAUCCAUUGGAGAGAGCCCUAGUGGAUGAUGAUAUUUUUGGUGACUCGGCGGCGUUUGAGAUGGUGCAGAUUCUAGAUAUGGCGAGCAUUUAUAUUCGUGAAGGCGAGUUUGAGCCUUUAGACAGAAAAAUGGGAGUAACUCCGAAGUUAUCAAUUGAAGAGCCUCCGAAGUUGGAGUUGAAACCCUUACCUGCACAUAUUAAAUAUGCAUUCUUAGGCAAGGGUAAUACCUUGCCAGUGAUAUUAGUAGCAGAAUUGACCGCCGAAGAGGUUAGUGUUUGUCUGGAAGUAUUGAAGUCUUACAAAAGGGCAUUGGGGUGGUAG
Lycium ferocissimum is the source of this 1302-nucleotide messenger RNA. RefSeq lists its product as uncharacterized. The record is from RefSeq and is a predicted model, not a curated record. The coding region runs from base 1 to 1302 and encodes 433 amino acids. The transcript is spliced from 2 exons. NCBI's taxonomy places the organism in Eukaryota, Viridiplantae, Streptophyta, Magnoliopsida, Solanales, Solanaceae.